Anarrhichthys ocellatus (wolf-eel) is the source of this 4738-nucleotide messenger RNA. It is a transcript of the gene slc45a1, whose product is annotated as solute carrier family 45 member 1. Gene Ontology annotation, biological process: transmembrane transport. The transcript is spliced from 10 exons. The record is from RefSeq and is a predicted model, not a curated record. Gene Ontology annotation, molecular function: sucrose:proton symporter activity. NCBI's taxonomy places the organism in Eukaryota, Metazoa, Chordata, Actinopteri, Perciformes, Anarhichadidae. Gene Ontology annotation, cellular component: membrane. Bases 202 to 2601 code for a protein of 799 amino acids.
GGAGAAGGGACGGAAUGAGAGAGCGGGGGGAUGACUGCAUGAAAAGGGGGGAAAAAAACAAAAAAACAAAAACAAAACAACAAUCAUGACUCCCGUAAUUCAUCCUUCGUUCUUUUAUAAAUCACAAUGCGUGGUCUGUUCACCUAGUAUGCUGCAAUAAAUGACGAGCCUCCCCGAUAAGUGUAAGCUGGCUUGAGAGAAAUGUCAUCUCCGGGCAUGGGCACCCCCAGUGACCCCCUUUUGGCCAGUCCAGGAGGGAGGUUACCCACAGCUCAGGAAGGUCUCUGGAGGAGCUCACUCUCCAAAACCGCCAGCUUCCCAACGUCCACCACCCGGCACCUCAGUCACCGAGCCAACAACUUCCAGAGACAGCCAAAGCGCCCGAAGCUGAUUAGACCUUCACCACCUCCGCCGCCCAACACACCCUGUCCCCUGGACCAGCUGGACCUCAGUGAGCUUCCCCCAAGGCGUACCUUCCAAGAGCUGCUCUUCAAUGGCUGCGUACUGUUUGGUAUUGAAUUCAGCUAUGCCAUGGAAACGGCUUAUGUGACUCCUGUGCUGCUACAGAUGGGCUUGCCUGAUCAAUUCUACAGCCUGGUGUGGUUUAUUAGCCCCAUUCUGGGAUUCCUCGUUCAGCCUCUCCUUGGAGCAUGGAGUGAUCGUUGUACGUCCCGGUUCGGACGACGAAGACCUUUUAUUUUUGCCUUGGCUAUAGGGGCUCUGUUUGGUCUAACCCUGGUGCUGAACGGGCGGGACAUUGGAGGUGCGCUGGCUGACACUGCAUCCAAUCACAAGUGGGGAAUUAUCCUGACGGUGUGUGGUGUGGUCCUGAUGGACUUCAGUGCAGAUUCAGCCGACAACCCGAGCCACGCCUACAUGAUGGAUGUGUGCAGUCCAGAGGACCAGGAUCGGGGGCUGAACAUCCAUGCACUACUGGCAGGACUAGGAGGGGGUUUUGGCUACAUCGUGGGUGGCAUCAACUGGGACCAGACACAAUUUGGAAGGUUGAUGGGAGGUCAACUGCGGGUCAUAUACCUGUUUACGAGUAUCACUUUGGUGUUCGCCACAGCCAUGACUCUGUUGAGUAUCCCCGAGCGGCCGCUACCAAAGAACAAAAACUCCAGCAAAGCUCAUCUAAAAAGCCCCAGCCUCGCCCUUCCUCCCUCUCCUCCUGUUCCCCCAGCUUUGGGACUGGAUGAGGAAGACGAGGAAGGUCUUUACAGCUACAAUUUUUCAACGUCUCACCCAUAUAACUCUGACCAUCUUGCCCAUUCUUGCAGUGCCAAUGCAAGGCUCUGUGCUGGCCUCACUAGCCCCAUAUCGCCCAUGAGCCCCCUCACUCCGAAAUAUGGCAGCUUUAUUAGUAGGGACAGCUCGCUCACUGGCAUCAAUGACUUUGCCUCUUCAUUAGGAACCUCCUAUAUAGACAGUGUGCUCAUAAACUGCUACACAGGUCAGCAGACACCACAAGCCUCUGCCAAUUCCACCACUGUGCUCCUGCCUCCUGGGGACUCUCCUCCCCCUGACGAAUCCACGCAGGGAUCAGGGAGCCAUCCUGCAGGACAGACCCAGGCCAACGUGGUGUCUCAUCCAGCUGGGGAAGCUCAGGAUGCAGAAGCGCCCCAGCCUGAGGGAGAAGGACAAUCUCAGGUCACAGCUGGGGCUCAGCCUGGUGCUGGAUCACAUAGAGGCUCUUCUGCUGGUAUCCUGAAGCGACCCCAGAGUCUUGCACUAAUGGUGGACCCCAUUUCAACCCAGAUUGGUGGGCUGGAGAACGGACGCAGGAGAACAGUGACCUUCAGCCAGCAGGUUGCAAACAUUCUGCUGAAUGGGGUGCGCUAUGAGAGUGACCUGAGCGAGAAUGUCGAGACUGGAGAGUCGCAAUUGUCAAUAAGGCUGCUGUGUGUAGCCAUUUACAGGAUGCCUCCCUCUCUGCGGAGUUUAUGCACUAAUCAUUUCCUGGGCUGGCUGUCCUUUGAAGGCAUGCUGCUCUUCUACACUGACUUCAUGGGGGAGGUUGUGUUCAAAGGAGACCCCAAAGCACCCCACGACUCUGAGGCUUACCAACGGUACAACGCUGGUGUUAGCAUGGGCUGCUGGGGCAUGUGCAUCUAUGCAUUCAGUGCUGCUUUCUAUUCAGCCAUAUUGGAGAAACUGGAGGAGCGUUUCUCUCUUCGCACUCUAUAUUUUUUUGCCUACCUGGCGUUCGGUUUGGGCACGGGCCUGGCCACACUAUCCACCAACCUCUACGUGGUCCUUUCUCUCUGUGUCACCUAUGGGGUGCUCUUCUCCUCUCUAUGCACGCUGCCUUACUCUCUGCUGUGUGAAUACUACCAGAGCCCUCAGUUUUGUGGCUCAUCGGAGGAAGGGACCAAACGAGGGAUGGGGGUGGACAUCUCCCUGCUCAGCUGCCAGUAUUUCCUGGCACAGAUCCUGGUCUCUGUGGCGAUGGGACCUCUGACCUCACUGGUGGGUGGGGCCCAGGGAGUGAUGUACUUUUCAAGCCUGAUGUCAUUCGUGGGCUGCGUGUACUCCUCUCUCUUCGUGGUGUACCAUCUCCCCCCCCCUGAGGGAAGAGGAGAAGUUGAAACUGGGGUGUGAAUCAGCAUUCAGUGGGAAACCGAACGAAACAGAAGAACAGCAAACAGGGAGAAGACUCAUGUGAACAAUGGGUAACCCUGAAGGUGGACAACACUGAAGGAAAAGACUGUGGGAGUUCAUAGAGCCAGCAGCAAGUGCUUAUUGUCAUCAUUAGGGCGCAUGCUUGAGGUAGUAGGCUUCUGCUCCACCCCCGCUCGGCCCAUCAACUCACUAUAGUGAUUAUCUUACUUUCGUUAGCCAGCUUCCUCCUUUUUUCCAUCCUAAAGAAGCCAUCUUCAUCAGCACAACGGUAGUUUUUUUUGUUUUUGUACAUCUGUUGUGCCAGAGCAAACAGUAUGCUUCGUCAGCCUCAACACAGGCACCAUGUCUGACUUCAGGGCUUUAACAAAAGGUUAAGUAUAUAACCUGUUUCAAGCCCACCAUUGUGAUAAGUUUCAUUGACCGGCGCUCACACUGAACACACCAACAUUAGACUGGUGCCAGUCUUAAUUGCUGCCUCAGCAGAAUGUCAAUUGCCUACUAUUUAAGCCUCCUGGACUGAAUGGAUGCACGCCAUGCUAACGUUUCUGAGGGAACAGCAACUGUAUGGAUCAUGCUGUUGCAGCUUGCUUGAGAAGAAAAUAAGUUUUUGUGUUAUAUGGUACCACCUAUUGCUCAAUAUUUGCAGUUUUACUGUAAAAGCUACUUUUAGUCAGGGUUCAGUUCAAACUAAAAUGAUAAUUUUGCCAUUUUGGACUCCUGUGUCAGUUAUUGUUUUUCACUGAUAACCAUUAUAGCCCAUACCAGUUGUCCUUCCAGCUCACUUCAGAAAUAAUGAUCUGCAAUCUUUAAGCACACCACACGGGGGAGCCAGGAGACAAGACUGCAAUCCAUUCUGUGCACCCAUUUCCAUUACCAAGUGAAUUAGAUUAUUCCUGUUCCUUCCUGCAGCUAAGCCAGCCAUUUUCCAUGAUAAGAAAAAUUGGGUCAAGUGACAUCAUCUACUUAUAAAACCAUGGUUUUAAGAAGCACUAAUGAUCAAGUAACACACAUAAAAAAAAGAUAUACUUAAGUAAAAAGACAAUUUAUUUGUUAAUCAGAAUAUACAAAGCAGUGGCUGAAGUAACCGAAUGUCAUUCUGGUUCUGAGAAAGGCAGUCUUGGACACAAAACUGGGCUACCCAGCCACAACAUAAAACUCAUUGAAAUUGUAAGAAAAACAAAAGUAUAAAUGGUACAAACUUGCAUGGAAUGCAUACAGAACAAAUGACCAAAGUGUUAAGAUUUAAGAGGGGUUAACUAACAUUGCAAAAUUCUACCUCCAUAAAACAAGGUCAAGCAAUCUUAUGAGGAAGGCGCAAGACGGAGCCCCUUUAUACAUUUGCACCAUCUGUUAUGUUAACAGGGCAGCCAAGCCAAGGAUUAGCAAGCAGCUCAACACAAAAAAAUGAUGCCUCAACUAAUAAUGCUAACAACUGUCCAUUAGCCCCUGCUUAAAACUUAUCUUUGGUCCUUAAGUGAAUCUGAGAGGUCAACAUGAGCCAUGGAGGAGUUGAGCAGCUACCUGUACGUAUGAAUCAUCUGGUCAGCACUGACAUAAUAGAGAUUGUGCUUCUAACAUCCUGAAAGAACACCUCAAGAAAUGAUCUCAUGGUGUGGCCCAAUUUGUACAAGUAAAGACAAAACAAAGCUCAUUUUAAAGACCAAUAAAUAACAUUUCAUAAAAAAAAAGAAAAAAAAAAAAAAAAAAAAAAAGAUUCAGGGCCACUAUGUUUAAGGACUCCAGUGCAAUGUGAUAACAUGGGAGCAAACAAAAAGAAAUAUUUCUCAAAAGGUACAGAAAGCACAAGCCCUACAACGCGGUGUUGACCAGGCUGGUGGGACAGUGCUGAAAAACAAGUAGCAGGGCAGAGACCUAAGCCUUCACUUCUGCCUCUUUUGAAUCUCCAUUUUCCUCCGUCUUCUGCUUUUUUGUCUCCACCUUCUCCUAUUUAAAAAAAAAAAGAAAAAAGAAAAAAAAAGGGAAACAUUUCAGGCAUUAGCAAAGACUGAAGUUCACCAGAUUAGUCAACGCACUUGAUUAUAAUUGUAUAUUUCAGCCCGGUGACAACCCACCUCCUCCUCCUCCUCCUCCUCCUCUUCAGCUGCACGCUUCACAG